AUGAGCAACAAACCCUUCAACGAAACUGCCCGGAACCUCCAAUUAGACGAGACUGCAGAAGAAAACGACCGCUAUAUCUUAUGUGGCGAGCUCCAAGAUGACGAAGGCGAGUGGGUUCCCGCUGAAAUAGAUCUAGAUCAAGUCUUUGGGGCAUCUGAUGCACCUGCCCAAGUGGAGUGGGGUGGUAGAGACUUCGCGAAACUAGCGGACUGUGUUGUGUUCGAUGUCAAUCCUAUUCCUGUUCAGACGACAGAGGAAGAACGUUAUGAUCAGAUACAGGAAAGGCCAAUGUUGUACGUGACAAUCUCGGACGAGUGGCGUGGACAGGUCGACGCCUGCGUGGACUUGAGCGAUGGAAUCGUGAAUAAUAAUGGCCAGUUUGAGCUCCGGUUAGACCAGAUCCCUCAUGAUCAAAGGAUUGUGCGCGGUGAUUAA
Aspergillus pseudotamarii is the source of this 435-nucleotide messenger RNA. Its product is annotated as CVNH domain-containing protein. The coding region runs from base 1 to 435 and encodes 144 amino acids. The record is from RefSeq and is a predicted model, not a curated record. The transcript is spliced from 2 exons. NCBI's taxonomy places the organism in Eukaryota, Fungi, Ascomycota, Eurotiomycetes, Eurotiales, Aspergillaceae.